AUGGAAUCCUAUUUGUAUUUCAAGAACGGCUGGGUAAAAAGCGUAACGGGUGUUAAACUGCAGGACGUUUUUGUGGUACAUGGAAUUGUUCACCAUUCGUUUUCGUUGAACGAGUCGCCACUCCGACCGUGGAUUAUAAUCGGCGUGAACGGAACAGUUUUGGCCGCUCAUUGCUCGUGCGCGAUCGGCCUGCUCGAAAACUGUAGCCACAUUGGAGCAACUCUCUUCGCGUUGGACGGUCUUCGAACAGAUCUUCUCGAACAAAAAUUAUCCGUUACAGACAUUCCUUGCUUAUGGAAAAAUGCGCCGGCAAUCACCCAAGACCUGUACAAGCGCAUUCGCGAGAUUGACUUUGGGAAGAAAAUCAAAAAAUGCUAUCCAGCAAUUCAAAAAAUACAAGAAAAUGAUUUGAGGCAUAUCGAACUUUUGAAGGCUAUUCAAAAGGAUGGCAUCAACUGCGCUGCCAUGGCAGUGUUCUGUGACAAACAAACGUACGAAUUCUGUUGUGAUUCAUGCACAAGGGCCAAAGAAUUAGAAGAAAAAUUCGAAUCAUUCGACUUGAGUAAGCUUUAUCAUCCUAACAACCGUUUGAAACCUCUAGAAGAACUUAGGAGCCUUUCCGAUCAUAUUUGUUCAAAUAUGGAUAACAAUCCUGACACCAUUAAAGACAUUGAGAUUGGCACGGCUUUGCAAAAUAGCUCACAAUGGUGGAUGAAAUUGAGGCGAGGUCGCAUAACAGCUUCGCUUCUUAAAGAUGUUUGUAGAAGUAACUUACUUAAACCGUCUAUUUCGCUAAUCAAAAAAAUUUGUUCGUCAGAAAGUGCUACUUUGUCUACGCCAGCAGUAAAAUAUGGUAGGGAAUUUGAAGACCGUGCAGUUCAUAAAUUAUUUGAACUAGUAGGAGAAACUCACACAAAUUUAGUUUUACGUAAAUCUGGCUUACAUCUGUCACAGGAGAAUCCAUACUUAGGUGCUUCUCCAGAUGCAGUGUUUGAUUGUACCUGCCAUGGUACCGUUACUGUGGAAGUAAAAUGCCCAUAUUCUGCAAAGGAUGCCACAAAUAUGCGAGAUAUAUUAUUAAAACUUAAAGAUCCAUACAUUGAAUUAGAUGCUAAUGAUAUGACAACAAACUAG
This is a messenger RNA of Culex pipiens pallens (northern house mosquito), 1134 nucleotides long. RefSeq lists its product as uncharacterized. The coding region runs from base 1 to 1134 and encodes 377 amino acids. The transcript is spliced from 3 exons. NCBI's taxonomy places the organism in Eukaryota, Metazoa, Arthropoda, Insecta, Diptera, Culicidae. The record is from RefSeq and is a predicted model, not a curated record. Gene Ontology annotation, molecular function: zinc ion binding.